This is a messenger RNA of Engraulis encrasicolus (European anchovy), 1376 nucleotides long. It is a transcript of the gene gpha2, whose product is annotated as glycoprotein hormone subunit alpha 2. The coding region runs from base 159 to 1337 and encodes 392 amino acids. The record is from RefSeq and is a predicted model, not a curated record. Lineage: Eukaryota; Metazoa; Chordata; Actinopteri; Clupeiformes; Engraulidae. Gene Ontology annotation, cellular component: nuclear inner membrane; extracellular region. Gene Ontology annotation, molecular function: DNA binding; hormone activity. Gene Ontology annotation, biological process: homologous chromosome pairing at meiosis; meiotic attachment of telomere to nuclear envelope. The transcript is spliced from 15 exons.
AACUUGAAUGUUGUGAUAAAAUACCGGUGUCACGACCACAAACUAUUUUUAAUACAUUUUCUGUGUUCUGUUAUUAGCCAACAUUGUGCAUACUGCUGAUACAGAGCGUGGACAUUGUGUCUUUGAUCUUUUUCAUCACACAGAGUAGAGCUACCACAAUGCCAGUGCAGGCCUUUUCAUUCCCAGUGCCAGAGACCAGGUUCUUCCAGGCUGGCCGAUGUGUCUUCAAAUUCAAGAUCACUUGUGGUGGCAACUACAGUGGUGAAGACAUGGCUUAUGACGAUUUUGUGAAUGAGGAACUAGAGGAUACAAUUCGCAUCACUCUUGCCAAUUUGGAUGCCCUUCAACCGUUUGCAACCAAACACUUCAUUGUAUUUCCAUAUAAAUGUAAAUGGGAACGAGUGUCAAAGCUGCGUUUUGCUCUGGAUGGAGCAAAGCUGUCACUGUAUCCCUACCUUAUCACUCUCUACGUGGAGCCUCGUCUGCAGAGCCACGAAAACACAGUAGACAAGCAAACAGAGGAAUGGUGCAUUGCUGAGACUGGGUCACUACAGGAGUCUGCUCCUUGUCCUUCGAGCCCUGGAAGACCAAGAAAGCGCAGUAAGAGGGAACAGCCACAAGAGUGUGCCCUUCCACAGCCCAGUAUGGACGCACACAACCAACAGCAGUGCGAUGAGGACUCUCCGGAGCAGGUUGAUGAGGCAGAAGAAAUAGUGUAUGACAGUAAGGCCAAUGCUGAAGGCUCUGAAGAAAACAUGCAAGAAGAAGCUCUUACAGAAGAGCUACUUUAUGAAGAGAAUGAUGACGCUGAGGAAGAGGAACAAGAAUCACCUGAGGAGGGAAAGCCGAGCAUUCUCACUCGAAUAGCCAGAGCAACGUUUCCCUUCUCAGCAGUUUCCUGUAACCUGGAGACGCAGCACCGUGUGGUGAUGUCGAGCUGUGUGACUCCGUGUGUUCUCCUGCUUGUGGUCCCUCUGCUGGCCCUGCUACUUCUCAGCCCCAUCAGCCACAGCUAUGAGGUCUUAAGCCCUGGCUGCCACCUCUACCCCUUCAACGUGACCAUCCGCAGUGACCGCAAGGGGACGUGUCGCGGGACCCACGUGGUGUACGCCUGCGUGGGCUACUGCGAGUCCAGCGCCUUCCCCUCGCGCUACUCUGUCCUGCUGGCCUCCAACUUCACCCACAACAUCACCUCCGCCUCCCGAUGCUGCACCAUCAGCAGAGACACCAAGGUGAAGGUUCGCCUGGACUGCCCGCGGGGCCGCCGCCAUGAUGACAUUGAGAUUCUAACGGCACAGGCCUGCAGGUGUGACAUGUGCCGCAAGUCCCGCUACUGACCGAGAGACGUCAUGGAAAACUGGCAGUAUUCAACCAAC